Molecule: messenger RNA, 3875 nt
Organism: Exophiala xenobiotica
Lineage: Eukaryota; Fungi; Ascomycota; Eurotiomycetes; Chaetothyriales; Herpotrichiellaceae
Exons: 1
Coding region: 117-3665 (1182 amino acids)
Biological process (GO): intrinsic apoptotic signaling pathway in response to endoplasmic reticulum stress; mRNA processing; protein phosphorylation
Cellular component (GO): IRE1-TRAF2-ASK1 complex
Molecular function (GO): protein serine/threonine kinase activity; RNA endonuclease activity; ATP binding
Source: RefSeq, a predicted model, not a curated record
CUCAAGUGUAUUUCUGUCUUUCGUAUUAUCAUCACAUCUCCCAACCCAUGAUGUUGAAAACAUAAAAGCAUUCGGUAUCCAAUCUUACACAACACUGCAAUCUUGUCCACCUCAACAUGGCCAAACCUCCGCUUCGGCCCCCAGGAGGCCGACGCGGAGGAUCCAAAUCAAUGCUCACCUGGGCCUUGCUUCUCCUGCUCAUUGCUGCCGCUCACCCUCAAUCGAUCCACCAACCCGAGUCCAUCCAACGCCUGGUGGCAUCAACUCAGAGCAUCCGUACCGAGCCGAGUCGACGCCCUCAAGCUGGCCGCAGCCCAGCAGAGAUCCCACUCGUGAAGAACGACAUCAGAACCGUCAAGUUCAAAAGUACCGAUGAAAGCCUCGAACACCCCAAACUCCGUGCCUUGGCUCCAGCCUACGAUAGCAGUAGUGCUGUUAGAGCACCUCUUGUUCAGUCUGCCGAGUCCCCUGGGCUCUCAGCGCUCGCUUCAGCGCGGCUCCUGCAAGAUUGGGAGGUGGAGAAUAUUGUCCUCUUAGCCACCAUCGAUGGCACCAUACAUGCACUCGACAGGAAGACUGGAAGAGAAAGAUGGUCGUUGGGCAUUCCCAACAGUCCCAUGAUUGAGACUAUCCACCACAAGUUGAACCGGAGUGACCUGGAGGACGAUUCAUAUCUCGAAGAUGAUUACAUGUUUAUCGUGGAGCCGAGCAAGGAUGGCAAUUUAUACAUUCAACACAGAGAUCCCAGAAUAGGUCUGCAGCGUCUGAGUGUCACCGUUCGAUCUCUAGCAGAGUCCACGCCGCAAUUUGUGGAGGAUCCCCCUUUGGUCACGAUCUCUUCUCAAGAGACUACAGCCUACGUGGUCGACGCUGCCACAGGAAAUAUUUUACAACAGUUCGACAGAUAUCGAGGCUUUUCCAAUGACGAUCAGAGUCGAAGUUGCCGACGACUGAGUGGGUUUGAACUGGAUGACCCUGCCUGCGAGCCACUUGGGACCAUAAAUUUGGGACGCAUCGAGUACACGAUACGGAUAUCACACAAAAUCACGAACCAACCACUGUGCACCAUCAAGUUUGCCGAAUGGCUCCCCAACAAGGGGGAUAGUGACCUCCAAGACCAAUAUGUUGCACCCCUUGACAACUACCACAUUCAAAGCUACUACAACGGCCGUAUCAUUGGCCUGGAUGGCAAUGCAGACGCUCCUAAAGUGCACCAGUUCACUCAGAUGCUGGACACGCCGGUGGCCAGAGUUUUCGAUGUGGUUCGGCCACAAGAUAAUAAAGAAGGAACAGCCAACCUGGUCCUGCUUGCUCGUCCCACUGACUCGCCUCUACUCGCUUCGCCCGAAGUCUGGCGAAACGAGAUGCAAAGAGCUGAAAGAGUCUUCGUCAACCGCACCGAAGCUGGGGUCUGGUAUGCCAUGUCUGAGCUUUCAUACCCGGGCGUCACCAAUGGUGCUGCACCUGCGAGCUCACAUUGGAACUAUGACAAUCAUCCCUUGAAUUUUAAUGGCAACAUGGAAGAGAUUGUCGGUGUGCACGUUCUGUCCAUCCAAGAGGAUAGUUCCCCUUUACGAUUGACCAUCUCUGGUCCACCUCCGGUGACGGACUUGGCUGAAGAGGCAGAAAAGGCGAUCGCUUCUAUGGAUUCGAGACUUCCACCUGCUCUGCUCCCCGUCAUGAAUAGUCCCUGGCUAUCAGUGUUCAAUGUCAUUGUGGCUAGUAUCAUUCUAUUUGUGGUCGGACUUCAGAUGAGGCUCCCAAUGAUGGUCAAGAUGCAACACUUCCUUCGCAAGGCUGGUGUAGAAGUGGCAGUGGACAAGUCGCACCCGCAAGGACCGGCUUUCACCACUGAUUCACCAGUCGAUCAGGAGAUUCUGGUUGCCGGCGUUGCUCAGAAGAAUGGCGCUCCCACUGAUCUUUCGGAAGUGCUGGAGAACACCAUUGCCACGCCUGCUCGAAGUCGGGCCCAAAGCAUUGCCGUCUCAUUUGCCAUCCCGGGCAAGAUUGUCAGUAUGGCAGAGCCCAACGAGGAGAGCUCGGAAGGAGAAUCCGACGAAGACAAAUCCAAGCAAGAAGUCAACUCGAACGAGGCUGCCGAAAAUGGCGCACAACCCCGUCGCAGGCAUGCAAAGCGUGGGAAACGUGGGGGAAAGAAGAACAGAAAAAGUAAGAAGACGAUGGACCCAGAGGCAAUGGAUGAGAAAGUGGAGCUUGCUACCGAAGUUCCAACCAAGGACGGCCUGUUACAGGUUGGGAAACUAAAGAUUGACACCAAGGAAGACCGUUGUCUGGGUCGUGGUAGCAAUGGCACGGCUGUCUUUCCUGGAUCACUCGAUGGCCGUGAGGUCGCCGUUAAACGUCUCAUUCGGACAUCGAACAGUCUUGCCGCGAAAGAGAUCAAGCAUCUUCUCUCGAGCGAUGAGAACCCUCACGUCAUUCGAUACUUUGGGAAAGAAGAGUCGCAGCACUUCACAUAUAUCGCCUUGGAGCUGUUCACGACCUCGCUGGACCAGUUUAUCGAACGACCACUGCAAUACCCGAACCUGGUCAAAUUUCCAGAGGGAUUUGAUGUCAAGGACUGCCUCCGCCAAAUCACCGAUGGUGUUCAGCAUCUCCACUCGCUCAAGCUUGUUCACAGGGACAUCAAGCCUCAGAACGUGCUGGUCAAGGCCGUAAAAAGCCAGCGCCCCACGACCGGCUUGCCGAAGUUGCAGUUCGUCAUCUCCGACUUUGGUCUCUGCAAGCCUCUAGAGGAAGGUCCGGAGUCAACCUUUGCACCAACAGCCAAUCAUACAGCUGCCGGAACGACAGGAUGGAGAGCCCCCGAGUUGCUUGUUCAUUCGCGAGCAACUGUUGCCGCACCAAAUGCAAAUUCGUCCACAUCAAAAUCGACCACUCAUUCCAGCGACGGAACAGUCCUUGAUGCCCCAUCUGGCCGUCGUGCGACGAAGGCUAUCGAUAUCUUCUCCCUGGGCUGCGUCUUCUACUAUGUCAUGACCCAAGGCCAACAUCCCUUUGAUGUUGGUGGAACCAGUCUGGGCCGGGACUUGAAUAUCAAGGACAAUAACUUCAGCACCGACGGUUUGCGGCUGCAUGAGUACCAAUACGAGGCUGAUGACCUUAUCAUGCAAAUGCUCAAGCAUGACCCUAAGGAGCGUCCAGAUACGCACGAAAUCUUCCGUCAUCCAUAUUUCUGGGACGUUGCCGACAAGCUGGAAUUCCUCUGCGAUGUCUCGGACUGCUUCGAGCGUGAGAAGAACUCUAUCAACAACUUUCACGAUGAGAACGCUGUCCGAACGCCCUCAGAGAGGGCCUCUUUUGAGGAGCUUGCAGCCUUGGAAGCACUGGCCCCGAACGUGAUCGGACCAUCCAAGGACUUCCUCCGUGCCUUGCCUAAGAGCUUCGUCAAUGAAAUGGGCAAGCAGCGGAAGUACACUGGGUCUCGAAUGAUUGACCUAUUGCGAGUCAUCAGGAACAAGAAAAAUCAUUUCCACGACCUACCGGACGAUGUCAAGGAGCAGAUGCUCGGCGGCAGUGCUAAAGGCUACUACGAAUUCUGGGCCAAGCGAUUCCCCAGUCUGCUGAUUAAUUGUCAUUGUCUGCUGUUGGAUCGGGAUCUUGUGGCACGUUUCAAGAUGGACAGGUACUAUGAUGAGUUUUAAAUCCAAGCUCUAGAAACAUUGCAGCGGUUAAACAAGUCAUCGAGCCAAAUCAAGGGUAACCUGGGAAGAUGUUGUUGCAGAUAGUCAUGGUCUCAUUGUGUCUGUAUCUAUCUCGUCAUAUCUACGGAGUAGUAUUCGUGGAAUGGCAACGUGGCUUAGAAUGCAUUCGUGAAAGGAUUCGGCUUUUGGCAAUCGUCUGUAAAAUCGUAC